Molecule: messenger RNA, 2493 nt
Organism: Anthostomella pinea
Lineage: Eukaryota; Fungi; Ascomycota; Sordariomycetes; Xylariales; Xylariaceae
Source: the annotation of a GenBank genome assembly
AUGGGCUCUUCCCGGAAACGUACCCGGCGCGACACCGAAACCGACAUCGCCAUCGCCGACACCCCCAAGCCUUCCGGCGAGCUGCCCUUGCUUCAGCGCGUCAGAAACUCGUGGCAAUUUGCCAACCUAUUCCAAUGGAUCUACUUGUUUGGCAAGGUGGUCAAGGUUGACGAAAACCUCGACAUCGAUGAUCUCGAAGCCGAAUGUCUGAACCCCCACUCCACCGCCUUACGCGACAUCGGCCUCGCCUUGCUGAAAUCCGUAUCAUCGCAUCGCGGCCUGACCCCCGAGUUAUUCGAUGAAUAUACGCGCCGACAAUAUGUUGCCAAGGCGCCUGCCCGGAACCCUUUCGGCACCGACGAGACUCCUGCGAGAUUUGACGAUUUCGAUGCUACUAUGAAGAUCAAAGUGCUCCAACAACUGACUCAGUGGGUCAUGUUGCAUCCCGAGCGUGUUCGAGAGAAGAUGGACGAGCAGAAGCCCAGCGACCAGACAGAAUGGAGGAUCGAACCUACUGGAUGGGAUAGUGACGACCGCACAUAUUACAUUCUGGAUGACAACCGACUCUACCGAAUGACAGCUGCACCCCCUACUCCUAUCACCCCCUGGAAACCAAAGAAGAAUACCAAGAAAGCGAAAGCCGCCGCGAGAGCCGCCAAAAGACGUCGAGUAUCGAGAUCAACAGCCCACAACAACAAUGAUGAUGAUGAUGACGACGACGAUGCAGCAUCUGACACCGAAGAAGCCCCCGAGCCAGAAGAUGAUGGUCUUGGUGGCGCGAAAUGGGAAUGCAUUGGGACCACUUUGGAGGAGAUCCAGGAUUUCAUAGGCACCAUCCGGAAGACCCGCGAUGAGAACGAGAAGAUCCUGAGGGGUGCCGUGGAGGAGCACCUGCUACCCAUCCUGGAGAAGCAAGAAGAGUCGCGGAAGCGUAAAGCUUUGCAAAGGGAAAAGGAGAUGCUGAGCCUCGAGAAGAUGGCUCAUGCCAAAAGAUCUAGUCGUCUUGCGGGCAAAAUUGAACAGCAAAAACAACAAGAGCAAGCCAAAGAAGAGGAACAGAGGCGUCGCAUCGAAGAAGCGGCCGCCCGAAAGGAAGAACAGAAACGCCUGAAGAUAGAGAAGGAACGCGAUCACCGCAUGAUGUCCCGAGAGCAACGGCUCAAGGAGCGAGAGACCAAGCGUCUGCAACACGAGGAGGAACUCGCUCAGCUUUCUGAAGACAGUAAGAAUAUGAGUAGUGGGACUGGUCGACUCUCAGAACGGCGUCUAAAGGUUGAGAUGGAGAAGAACAAGCAAGCUUUACAGGAGCUUGAGGAGGAAGAGGAAGACUGGAUAUUCGACUGCAUCUGCGGUGUUUAUGGCCAAGUCGAUGACGGCACUCACAGCGUGGCUUGCGAAAGAUGUAAUAUCUGGCAACACAGCAAGUGCGUUGGCAUCAGUGAGGAGGAUGCGGACCGGGAAGAUUUCCACUUCAUCUGCAAGUCUUGCAAACAACAACAAUCGUCACGUCCGGGAGGCCCCAAGCCAACUGUCAUCAAGUUGAAGGUCAACCAAGGCAAUGCUGCCUCUUCGGCUUCUGACAGAGAUAAGACCGACUCUCCAGUCCAGCAGCAGGCCGAACCUGAAGCGCGCUCCGAUAUCGUUGUCGAGAUACCCAGCAAGACUCAAGGGGCUUCCGAACUGUCGCAGGCACACCCGAACCAUGUUGCAGACAACAAAUCUCAGUUUCCACCGACUAUUCAGCCCCUAGGCCAAUCGAGUAUUCCCAUCAAACCCGCAGGUCAGGCAACAGUACUGCCGCCUCCUUCGCCUUACACGAAUGGAGACAGCGCUCAUCCAUUCUCGUCACCACAUCCAAUGCUAUCGCCGCCAGAGCAGUCGCCAAACAAAUCCAGAGCCUACUCGACACUGUUUAACCCAUCUUCCCCCGUUCCUAUAGGUCAGCACUCCAAAGGCGAGGGUCGAGCGCCUCAAAAGGGGGUUUUCCAUGUUUCACCAAGAACCAAUGGCAGUUCACAAGCACCCCAAAGCAUUGUACCACCUCACGCAGACGCGUAUGUACCGCCAGUGACGGCUACUUCGGAGUCACCUCUGAAGCAGCCUUUUGACGCUACAAGCAGCAAUCUAACGGUGCUGUCACCGUCAGCUGCAUCAUCGGUGUCGUUUACUGCUUCGGCGCAAACACCCAGCUCCCACAACGGCCAAACUAAUGCGCUCUCAACUCCGCAAAUCGAUCAGUCAGGACGGCGGCGAGUGGAUGUCACUCCGACACUCCCACCCACUCGGAAUGGACUUUCACCAUUGAAACGCUCGCCGCCGCCCCUUGAAAAAGCGAGUAAUGGUGUCCACUCAUCACCAACACCUUCGAUCUUGCCCCCUUCUACGGCUUUGCCACCUUCGCCCUCGCAGCAAAUAUUGACACCGCCAGUCAAGUCGGCCGACCCUGCGCGCCCGCCAUCUCAGCAAUCCAGCGGUCUUGUCCAGGAUGCUUGA